CCUGCGCGGUUUCUGGAGCGGAUUGGAAACCCGGAGUCAGGAUUUCGGUGCGCGCGAGCAGACGGUGAAGAGAGAAUCAGCGGGGAUGGAGAAGCAGACACCAGACGACUACAUCUGGUGUGAGGACUGUGCUCAGUACCAUAACUCUGAGUGUCCUGAGCUGGGCCCCGUCGUCACCGUUAAAGACUCGUUUGUGUUAAGUCGAGCUCGGUCGUCUCUGCCGGACAGUCUGGAGAUCCGCUCGGCUGAAGGAGGGACGGAGGGGGUUUUCGUCCUCCAGCGGCUCGUCAGGAGGACACGCUUCGGCCCGUUUGAGGCCAAACGCGCCACACAGCUGAACACACACACACCGUUUCCUUUAAAGAUCUUUCAGGCAGACGGCUCCGUGGUCUGUUUGGACACAUCUAACGAGGACGAUUGCAACUGGAUGAUGCUCGUCAGACCUGCAACGGAUCACACACACCAAAACCUCACGGCGUACCAGCAGGACAACGAGCUGUACUUCAACACCUCACAGGAUGUGUUGCCGGGGGCGGAGCUCAGGGUGUGGUACGGAGCGUUCUACGCUAAAAAGAUGGAGAAACCUGUACUGAAACCUCCUGUAGCACCUCCACACACAGGGCCCUUGUGUGUGAAGCUGGCUGUUGUUGAGGAGAGAGCGGUGGUGUCGGCGCCCCCUGUGGUCAGAGACAGUAACACAGAUCAGCUGACCCGCUCGCCCGUCUCGCCCCCUGCCGUCUCGCCCCCUGCCGUCUCGCUCCCGGCCGUCUCGCUCCCGGCCGUCUCACCCGCUGCCGUCUCACCCGCUGCCGUCUCACCUGUCCAGCAGAUGGCAGUGGUCGUCUCUCCUGAGGUGAAUACCACACCCGCACCACCUGAGCCAAAGAAACGAGUGAACAGACAUCGCAGAGCAAAAGGAGAGACCGCAGGACUCAGUAAAGACACCCGUGCUCCUGCCCCAGUUUCUGCAGUGACAGAUGUUCAAGAUCUUGUGAGGGACAGAGACGAGCUGUCAAUCAAACCGAGCAGACACACACGCUGCCUCCUCAGCGGCGGGAAGUCGGCGUUGAGGAAGCGUGUUCUGAAGAGCGGAGAUCAUCAUAAGCGAGUGUAUCAGUGUUUCCUGUGUAAUAAAGUGUUUCAGAACAGCAGCAAUCUGAACCGGCAUGUUCGCUCUCACGGAGAUAAACUGUUUAAGUGUGACGAGUGUGACAAGAUGUUCAGCCGUAAGGAGAGUCUUAAACAGCACAUCUCAUAUAAACACAGCAAGAACGAGCCUGAUGUGGAGUACAGGUAUAAGUGUGAGACGUGUGAGAAGUUGUUCAGAGUAGAAAACGCCCUGAACUUCCACAACUGCAGGACAGAUGAUAAGACGUUUCAGUGUGAGCUCUGCUCCAGGUUCUUCUCCACCAACAGUAACCUAUCGAAGCACAAGAAGAAGCACGGGGAGAAGCUGUACGCCUGCCAGGUGUGUAACAAGAUGUUCUACCGUAAAGACGUCAUGCAGGACCACCAGAGACGCCACGUCAUGGGCUCAAAGAACAUGAAGAGAGAAGAGAUGGAAGCGAACGGCGAGGAAGGAACCAAAUACAGGAAGGAACCCUCAGCGUGUCCCAUCUGCGGCAAGGUGUUUUCCUGUCGCAGUAAUAUGAACAAACACCUGCUGACUCAUGGAGACAAGAAGUACACGUGUGAGAUCUGCGGCCGCAAGUUCUUCCGCGUCGACGUGCUCAGAGACCACAUACACGUCCACUUCAAGGACAUUGCAUUAAUGGAUGAACAGGAGCGAGAGAACUUCAUUAAAAAGAUCGGAAUAUCGAUGGACGACAGUGAGGGAAACUCAGACGAUGAGGAUGAGAAGGACGAUCCGGAACAUCACAAGUAUAGCUGUAAAAAGUGCCAGGUGACGUUCGCUAAAGGCCGGGAUUACCUGAAGCACAUCAUGGAGAUGCACAAAGAGCGCGGGUACGGCUGUGUGAUCUGUAACAGGCGCUUCGCUCUCAAAGCCACAUACAACGCUCACCUGGUUAUUCACCGAGAACAGCUUCCUGACCCUGCUGUGCAGAGGUACAUCCACCCGUGUGAGAUGUGUGGUCGCAUCUUCAACAGCAUCGGCAACCUGGAGAGGCACAAGAUCAUUCACACAGGUGUGAAAAGUCACAGUUGUGAUCAGUGUGGAAAAUCGUUUGCCAGGAAGGACAUGCUGAAGGAGCACCUGAGAGUUCAUGAUAACAUCCGUGACUUCCUGUGUGCUGAGUGUGGGAAAGGUAUGAAGACGAAACAUGCCCUGCGGCACCACAUGAAGCUUCACAAGGGCAUUAAGGAGUAUGAGUGCAAGGAGUGUAACCGCAAAUUUGCGCAGAAAGUCAACAUGCUGAAACACUACAAGAGACACACAGGUAUAAAGGACUUCAUGUGUGAGUUGUGUGGGAAAACCUUCAGUGAGAGAAACACAAUGGAAACACACAAACUCAUACACACAGUGGGGAAGACAUGGUCGUGCUCGGUGUGUGAUAAGAAGUACGUGACGGAGUACAUGCUGCAGAAACACGUCCAGCUCACACACGAGAAGGUCGAGGCUCAGAGCUGUCACAUGUGUGGCACGAAAGUAUCCACGCGAGCCUCUAUGAACAGACAUAUACGCCGUAAACACCCUGAGGUGGUGACCGUGAGAGUGGAGUAUCUGGAUGAUUUCUCAGAAGCUGCAACAAUUGAUGCCUCAUCCAUCAGUAUAGAACAGGGCCCUCUGUCCACAGUAAAGGCUCACAGGAACUCGAGUCCCAUGAAGAAGAAGCAGAAGCUUCAGGAGUCGCCUCUCUCUGAUUCAGUGGAAUACACAGAGCUAACAAGAAAAAACAGUGAGUUCUCCACGACCACGGCGACCACAGGGGAUGAGACCAACUCGGCCGUGCAGAAUUUACAGCAGGUGGUGGUGUUAGCCGACCCCACUGCCCCUCCCACCACCUCGGUGAGUUUGACCAACAUCAGGGUGACCCCCAUCAACACAGCAGCUCAGUUUACCAGCCUGCAGCCCAUCGCCAUGGAGCGACCUCUGACCCUUGACAGCUCCAUUCUCACCGUGACCUUUGACCCUGUCUCCAGCUCCAGCGUGCAGGCAGAUGGUGUGAACACGCAGUCCGUCGCUCACUUCAUUAACCUCACUACUUUCGUCAAUCCCAUCUCACACCCCCUGGAGGCCUGGAGGCCCAUAACGCACGCGGAUGCAAAUCAUGUGAACACUGGUACGGGUCAAGUGACAUCAGACGGUAAUCACGUGACCGCGGCCAUGGCGGUGGGUGGAGCCGAGGCUGAGCCUCAGAGCCCCCAAAGCUGCCAGGACCCUGAAGCUCAGCUUCCCCAGGAAUCGCAGCGUAAUCUUGGGCAAAGCCAUCAAAUCCAGCCUCAGGCUCCAGGGCCUGCACAGCCUCCGGCUUCAGCGCCGCAAAUGUUCAGCUACUGAGAGCUAAAGCAUCAGCAAGCUCCUUUAAACUCACGCUCAUCUCAAGACUCUUACACGAGAACACACGAGAACUCGACCAGACCAGUGUUGUUUCGACCAUAAAACUUUAAAGCUAUGAUGGAAAAUGUAGCAGUUCUGUUCAGAUUAACUCUGGGUCUCCUCACACUCAGUAAUCAUGUCUUGCACUUCCACAUAAAACCAAAGUUGGAUGUGUGUGUUUUUUUUUUUGUGUGUGUGUUUUUUUUAUUUAGAGAACAUGUGUGUUUAAGCUGCAGCUAUGUGAGAGAAGCAGCAGCACAUUUUUAUUUCCAUUAUUUGGAAAAAAGACAGAGGAUGUUAAAUUAUUUCGCUGACAAGAAAAAAAUGUAUAGAAUGAGGAUUAUCAUGUCUUAACGGGCAAAUCAUUUUAAUGGUUUUUUUUUCUAAGAGCAGGUUCUGUUUCCAAUAAACAGGAAAUAAACAGGAAGUCUGUAGAAGCUGCUGGGAGGUGUGUUCCUGUCACUGAGUGUUCGCCGUGGAAUCUGUCGCUUUCUCCUACAAUACAAAAUAAAUCUGGAGAAAAGUUCUUACAACACGUGUCUUAUAUCACAAAGUAACUUCAUUACGGUGUUUAAUUAGCGCAACACCU
Molecule: messenger RNA, 4088 nt
Organism: Clarias gariepinus (North African catfish)
Lineage: Eukaryota; Metazoa; Chordata; Actinopteri; Siluriformes; Clariidae
Gene: prdm15
Product: PR domain containing 15
Exons: 25
Coding region: 86-3460 (1124 amino acids)
Cellular component (GO): nucleus
Molecular function (GO): protein binding
Source: RefSeq, a predicted model, not a curated record